Adineta steineri is the source of this 1416-nucleotide messenger RNA. Lineage: Eukaryota; Metazoa; Rotifera; Eurotatoria; Adinetida; Adinetidae. The record is from the annotation of a GenBank genome assembly.
AUGACUUCAAUUGAUUUUCAAUUGGAUUUUUUUCAUCAUGAACAUUAUGAAAAUCUAUCUACAACAACAACAAAUUUAACAACUACAAUUAUAUCAGAUAAUAAAAAUGACUUAAACUGGCCUGUAUUAAGCUUAUCAGUAUUAGCUGUUUGUGGUGUACUUGGUAAUUCACUUGUAUGUGUAGCAAUAUCUCUUGAUAAACAAUUACAAACAGUUACCAAUUGGUUUCUUUUUUCAUUAGCUAUUGCUGAUUUUUUAGUUAGCCUUAUUGUUUUACCACUUUCAAUCAUCAAAGAUUUUCAUGGUUCAUGGCUAUUGCCAAUUGCAAUUUGUGAUUUAUUUAUUUUUCUCGAUGUACUUCUAUGUACAACAUCAAUAUGGCAUUUAACAAUUCUUUCAAUCGAUCGUUUUCUUCAUAUAUCUCGUCCGUUUCGUAGUCGAGAACGAAGUAAACGUAAAACUUUCUUAACAAUACUUGGUAUAUGGACAUUUUCUAUUGCUAUAUCAUGUAUAAUACUUAUUCUGGGUUUUACUGAUAAAUCUAAUAUUAUCGUUGUCGAUAAUAAUCGUCAACAUUGUGUACUAAAUAAUCGUUCAUUUAUUAUUUAUGGUUCAAUUAUUUGUUUUUGUAUACCAUGUAUACUUAUGCUUGUUACAUAUUCGUUAACUGUUCACCGUUUACACGUUGAAGGAGCUAAAUGUUAUUCCGAUCCUGAUGAUAAUUUAAUGAUAAAACCACGAAAAUCUGAUGGUUUAAGAAGACAUAUGUCAAGUACAAAACGAAAUUCAAAUCCAAGUUCGCAAACUUCUAAAAAUACUCCAUCAAAAGAUAUUUCACCUUCAACACCAACAUCACUUAGUCCACCACACCCAACUGAUAGAAAUGAUAAACAAAAUUAUCUUCAAAAGCCUGUGUCGCCAACAACAUCAAUACCACCAUCGAAUACACAACAACGUUCAUUUCUUAAUAAUACAUUUGUACAAAAAGCAGUACAUGCAUUUAAAGGUGGAACAGAAACAUCAAGUGAACGUCGUGCAAUGAAAGUACUUGGAAUUGUUUUUUUUGUUUUUCUUGUUGCUUGGCUUCCAUUUUCAAUAUUAAAUAUAUUAUCAGCUGCUUGUCCAACAUGUGGUGUACAGCCAUCAUUAUUAAAUUUAACUAGUUGGUUUGGUCUUAUAUCAUCAAAUUUAAAUCCACUUAUUUACACGGCAUUUAAUGUUCGAUUUCGUCGUGCUUUUGUAUCUAUAUUAACAUGUCGAUCAAAUUAUUUUUCACAAAAACGUAAAGGAAAUAAUCAUUAUGUAUUUAUUGCUAAUAAUAAUAAUCAAAAAAUAAUUAUUGAUCAUGAACAAUAUUUUUUUCCAUCACGUCGUUUUAUUAGUCAAAGAAGAUUAAAACCAAAAAAUUUUAAUUAA